AUGCCAGACCCUGUCGCUGAGUUGCGCGGGUCCUUUGAGCGCUUUCGUGAUGAGAUUGACUCGCACAAUGACAAGCGUGAACGACUGAUCAAGGCCUCGCGCGACAUCACCGCCCUGUCUAAGAAGCUCAUUUUUCAUCUACAUCGGUUCUCGCUCGAGCGCGGUGACGCGGCUACGUCAUCACAAGCCGCAUUGCUUGGUGAAGCUCACACCAAGCUGCAAGGCAUUUACGCACAACUGUCUCAGCUGGCACAAGAGGAAGGACUUGUCAGUGACCAUGAUCGUCCGAGCGUAGCCAUGCUUCGAUACGAACGGUAUGUGGGCGACAGCAUAGAAGAGAUGGUGGAAGCUGCGUCGUUUUUGCAUUUUCUUGAGCACCGCACUAUCCUCCCCUACGAGCAAAUGCAGCGUCACUUUUGUGCGCCGGACGGCCGGAUUGUGGUGCACAUCUCGCCGUUGCGCUACAUUCUGGGCCUAUGCGACUUGAACGGUGAACUUAUGCGCUUUGCCAUCGAUGCCUCGGCAAGUCCUGAUCCCAUGCGCAUCAUUCACCAAGUGCUGCAUGUACAGCGCACCAUCUACUACACUAUCGAGCCCAUGUCGCCACUGUUGCCUGACAUCCGCAAGAAACAGUCCGUCACACUCUCGUCCAUCCGCAAAGUGGAAAAUGCCGCCUAUACCAUCAGCGUCCGAAGCUUCGAAUACGGACACGAUCCGCAGUUCAUCCGCGACUUUGUGCGCCGCGACCUGGACACGGUACGGACGGACGACUACGAUACCAUGUAG
Malassezia restricta is the source of this 786-nucleotide messenger RNA. Its product is annotated as translin family protein. NCBI's taxonomy places the organism in Eukaryota, Fungi, Basidiomycota, Malasseziomycetes, Malasseziales, Malasseziaceae. Gene Ontology annotation, molecular function: RNA endonuclease activity; RNA binding; sequence-specific DNA binding. Gene Ontology annotation, cellular component: cytoplasm; nucleus. The coding region runs from base 1 to 786 and encodes 261 amino acids. The record is from RefSeq and is a predicted model, not a curated record. The transcript is spliced from 3 exons.